Messenger RNA from Myripristis murdjan (pinecone soldierfish), 2306 nucleotides. Its product is annotated as ceramide synthase 2-like. The transcript is spliced from 10 exons. Gene Ontology annotation, molecular function: sphingosine N-acyltransferase activity; DNA binding. Bases 1 to 1218 code for a protein of 405 amino acids. Lineage: Eukaryota; Metazoa; Chordata; Actinopteri; Holocentriformes; Holocentridae. Gene Ontology annotation, biological process: ceramide biosynthetic process. Gene Ontology annotation, cellular component: membrane. The record is from RefSeq and is a predicted model, not a curated record.
AUGGACCUGCUGCCAGACGUAUGGAGGCAGGACUACUGGCUUCCUCCAGGCGUGACCUGGAAAGACAUGGAACAGCUGGCCGACUCUGACCGUCCAAAGCCCCAGGACCUUCUCCUUGCGCUGCCCUUGGCCCUUGGCUUUGUCGCUCUGCGCUUCCUCUUUGAGCGGUUUGUUGCCCCUCCCAUGGGCAGGUGUUUUGGGGUGAGGAACAGAUUGCAAAUGACUGCCGCUCCUUCCCCAAAGCUGGAGUCCUUUUACACCCAGCAGAGCAGGCAGCCGACACAGAGUGAGAUCAUUAGUUUGAUGUCACUUUGCGGCAAAACCCAGAGGCAGAUUGAGACCUGGUUCCGUCUCCGUAGAAACCAAGACAGGCCCUGCCACACCAAGAAGUUUGGCGAAUCCGCCUGGAGGUUCUUUUUCUACCUCGCAGCCUUCCUGGCCGGACUGGCAUGCUUGAUUGAUAGGCCCUGGUUCUGGGACCACAGGGAAUGUUGGAAGCAUUAUCCGGUACAGCCCAUGGAAAGAGUGCAUUACUGGUACUACAUGCUGGAGCUGGGUUUUUACUGCUCUCUGCUGCUGCGGAUCUCUGUGGACAUCAAAAGGAAGGACUUUAAGGAACAGGUGAUCCACCAUUUUGCCACCAUCUUUCUGCUUAGUUUUUCCUACUGUGCCAACUACAUUCGCAUUGGCACCUUGGUCAUGCUGCUUCAUGACUCCUCUGACAUCCUGCUAGAGUCUGCCAAAAUGUUCAACUACGGCACCGGCUGGAGGAAAACGUGUGAUACACUGUUCAUUGUGUUUGCUGUGGUCUUCCUCGUGACUCGACUGGUGAUCUUUCCCACCAAAAUUAUCCAUACCACCCUGGUUUUAUCCAUGGAAGUGUUUGAACCCUUUGCUGGUUACUACUUUUUCAACGUCCUGCUAAUGGUGUUGCAAGCUCUUCACAUCUUCUGGGCCGUCUUAAUCUUACGAAUGGCCUACAAGUUCCUCUUCUUGGGCAAGCUGGACAAAGAUGAACGCAGUGACGAAGAGAGCGAGGCAGAAGAGGACGAGAAGGACAAAGGAGAGGAAGAUAGGAACGACGCAGGAGAUUAUUGUUGGGAAAGAAGUAAAGACACCCUGAACUCUAAACUGUCCAUGCUGACCAAUAGUUGUGUUUUAAAUAACUUUUCCAACCACAGGGCGUCUGUGGCUGACAGGAUGCGUAAAGCUCAGUAAAGGCUGGACACCAGCUCACUUAAACAUGUUUUACAGUUCUGCCAUACCACUCAGUUUUAAGACAGCCAUGGUUUCAGCAGUGACUAUGAUAAUGUGGAUUUGAUCCAGUAGCUUCUGUGUUGCAGGUCAGGCUUACUUGUGACGCUCAGUUUCACGUCUGAAUGAGAACAGGAUUAGAUGAGUAACAGGAAGAAGAUUGAAUCUUUUGCUGGUAUCAGAAUCAAUGUGUGACAGAUUAUGCUGUAGAAAGGUCUGGAAAAAAAAUACACAAAUAGCAGAGGAUGGUUUCGAUCCAUCGACCUCUGGGUUAUGGGCCCAGCACGCUUCCGCUGCGCCACUCUGCUAUGGUACACCCCAGACGGGACUCGAACCCACAAUCCCUGGCUUAGGAGGCCAGUGCCUUAUCCAUUAGGCCACUGGGGCUACAGAUAACAGUGUGUGUUAGACUCAGCUUACUUUACACAAUAUACUGCUCAGUGGGACUAAUUGUCAUAAUGUUAUUGUUAUUAGAAUACAAUGCAUCUUAGCAUAGUGAUAUUUUCAGCACAACAUUACAAAUUUGGAAUCAGCAGCAUCUCCAAUUUCUUGCUAAGCAGUAGUUAUAUGGCACAUUGAGAUGAAUCUGACUAGACUUGUUUUGCUGUUUGUGACGUUGACUGAAAUAUUACGAAUUACAUUUUAUGUGCUGAACAAUUCUACAUGGGUUUUGUUUAUUUAGUCUUUUUCUGAGCACCAUGCUCUUAAAAAUAUGGCUUGGGAUGGAAACCUUUGUGCUUAAACAGUGGAAAUCAUGCAGUGUGUGUUCACUACCUGUCUGCCUGCUUGUGUUAUACUCCCUUGUAACCUACAUUGCAGACUAUUUUUACACAAAUGUAUGUCAGUAAGUUGGCUAAGCAGCAGGUUGGAAAAAAAAAAAAGAAAAUAGAUUUGGACUAAGCCACUGUAUAGCCGAAGAGUAAAACAAAUCGUAUGACCUAGAUUACAAUACAGACAUAAAUGAUUAUUAAGCAUUUUAGUCUAAUUAAAUUUUCACAUACAUGAGGAAAGGCAUGUACUUAGCUGCUGUAAAUAAACUCAUUAUUUCACUA